This is a messenger RNA of Musa acuminata subsp. malaccensis (wild Malaysian banana), 1320 nucleotides long. Its product is annotated as protein OVEREXPRESSOR OF CATIONIC PEROXIDASE 3. Gene Ontology annotation, cellular component: nucleus. The record is from RefSeq and is a predicted model, not a curated record. Gene Ontology annotation, biological process: regulation of transcription by RNA polymerase II. Lineage: Eukaryota; Viridiplantae; Streptophyta; Magnoliopsida; Zingiberales; Musaceae. Gene Ontology annotation, molecular function: DNA binding; DNA-binding transcription factor activity, RNA polymerase II-specific.
AGAUAAUUUUGCUCGCUCGGGCGGUCAUGGCGGCAUCCGCUUCGACGCCCGCCAUGGCCUUAGGGGUCUCGUCGGCGGCCCUCCGAUGCAGAACGACGAGCAGGCUGCCUCUCCUGGUUGGCGCCUCGGAGCAGCUCCCCUCAUCGGCGGCACCUCCGCGCCCGCGCCGCUCCUUCCAAUCCCUCGUCGCCUUCUCUCGGCGCAGGAAGAGCAGCUCGGGGCUCGCCAAAACUAAGGAAGGUCCUCCCAGGCGUAAGUCAACAGAGCAAAAUAAUGAUUGGGCUGGAGAUGAUAUUGAUGAAGAUGCUUUUGAGGCACUUUUCAGCCAACUGGAGGAAGAUUUGAAAAAUGAUAACGUUCUGAGUGAUGAUGUUGAUGAUGACAUAAGUGAAGAAGAUUUGGCUAGGCUAGAACUAGAGUUAGAGGAAGCACUAGGGGUUGAAGAUAAUGAUGAUAUUUCUGGAAUUUCACCAAGUUCUGGUCAUUUGGGCAGUGAUGAGGAUGAUGAGUAUGAAGACAGAAGACCAAAGCUUAAGAAUUGGCAGAUGCGGAGACUGGCACGUGCUUUAAAGAUUGGUAGGCGUAAAACUAGCAUUAAAAGUCUUGCUGCAGAACUUGGGCUAGAAAGGGCUUUUGUCCUCGAAUUGCUUCGUGAUCCACCUCCAAAUCUUUUGCUUAUGUCUGCUUCUUUACCUGAUGAAAUCAAACAGACAAGUGAACCUUCAAGCGAGUCCUUAAUGGGUGACACCACACAUACACCUGAACCAGAAAGCAAGCUGUUGGAAUCUCCUCCUGCUAUAAUGACAGAUGAUGUACAAAGCAAGCCCGCUAAAGAACUUCCUGUUCACGUAAUGCGAACAAGGUGGUUGGCACAGAAGAGACUGAAGAAAGUGCAUAUCGAAACAUUAGAAAGAGUUUACUUGCGAACAAAACGUCCGACUAAUGCAAUGAUCAGCAGUAUAGUACAUGUAACAAAUCUUCCAUGGAAGAGAGUGCUGAAGUGGUUUGAAGAGAAGCGACUCGAGGAUGGAAUUCCUGAUCAUCGUGCUCCAUAUCGGCGGUCUUCGCCUGGGACCAUCUCCGCUGGUUGAUCAGAAGUUCUACUCCAGGAAACUUUUGUAACUUUCCUCUGAAACCUGUUAUACUGCUCAUUAGCUCUUUAAGAGUCCAAGUUCCUAGAGUAGCUGUACACAAACUUUUGCAGGGCCUGUAUAUCUGUUUCGUUCAAGCGCAAUGCUUUGAGAAGCUUGUUUUGCAUUUUUAGGUUAUUUAUAUUGCAUUUUUUUGCCUUAAAUGAUGGAUUAAGAUCUUGAAGUUCAA